AAUACACCUCCCGAUCGCGCCGCUCGCUUUCCUCUCCCUCAUUUCUUCGGUUGUUCAUCGACGAUUCCACAGCUCGCUUCAGAUUUGUACGCGAUUUUUAUUUUUCGGUUAGCAAUUUCACAUAACCGACCGCUGCUGCGUUUCUGGAUGCCUGUAUGCAAUCAUGUAUAUCUUUGUAUCUGUAUGAUUUGCUCCGAUGAUUGUGGAAACCUAUAGAUUGGUAUCGUAGUGCCCAAAUUUGGUUUUUACUGAGCUGUCUGUGGGAUUGGUGUAGCUUUUAGAGGAUUUGUGGGCAUUAUUGAUGGUUAUGUUUUCUAAUGGCUUUAUAUCCGAUGAUGACGAAAACAAGCUGCCUUUGGAGAAUGGCUAUGCUGCGAGAUAUAAGCCUAGAAAGGUAUCUGCUGUCCGGGAUUUCCCGCCUAGGUGUGGGCGUGAUAAUGUGCUCGUGGAUACGAGUCCAGAGCUAAAUGGUGCUAAUGCAGGAAGAAACAGUGAUGAUGCAUUCAUGAUUGAGCAGCAACGGAAUGAAUCACAGGAUUUCCAACCACUUGGGAUUCAGCUGCAUGAAGAGGGUGUAUUGAACAAUCCUCUUGAAGUGGAAAGAGUUGAAUCAUUGGAUGCAUUGGUGGGAAAAGUGACGACAACAGCUAUGGAUGGGUCCUUAAAUGAUGGUGAGAAAUUGAUGAUGGAGAGCGAAUGUGCUGGUGUUAAUAAGUUGAAUGAAUCUAAAAGGGAUUCUUUGAAGGGAACUUUGUUGGCGCAGAAGGAUAAAUACUGCCGAAGAAGAGUAUCCGCCAUUCGCGACUUCCCUCCAAAUUGUGGAAGGAAUAUUCCUUUUCAAGUGGAUAAGAAUGUAAAAAUUGAAGCAGAAUCCUCAGAAACUAUAUCAAGGCAUGUUGUAGAGGAUGUCGGAAUGGAUGAAAUAAAGGUGAACUCUCAAAAAGAAUGUUUGGUUAAAAUUGAAGUGACUGAAACAUUGAAUGAUAGGGGAAGGCCACUGAAAGGGACAAUAGAGGAUACCGAUGAAGGUGGGAUUAUGGAUUCUGAAGGGUGCAGCAAACUAGCUCUCCCUGGAAUUGAGGACACUGAAGAACCUCCAGAUGUAGAGACUGUAGCUUGCACACCUGGUACAAAUGAUGAGGUAUGGAGCCCACGAAGCAGUUUUAGCACAGGGGAUGGCUCAUGUAGGGAGAUUGCACAUGGCUUGAUGUCUGCAUCAAAUUGCCCAAAGAGAAAAAAAAGAGGAGCUCCAAAUAAUUCAGAUAGUGGGAGAAGUGGAGCUAAGGGUCGAAAGCAGAAUCUGUCUCGGCUGAAGAAAUCCAAAGCUGUUUAUCCAACAAGUAAUCAUGAAGCAGAACCUUCUCAGGGACAAUCUGUGAAGAAAGAUGUAGUUGAUGGUUCCUAUUAUCCAGAUGGAAGUCCUGGUUCAUGUACCUAUAUGGAUGAGGAAUAUAUCGAUUCUUCUAAUGAAUCUGCACCUUUAAUCACUCCUAUUUCUAUGACCCCUGGUGUGAUUGACCAUACCGAUGUCCCUACUGGGAAGGAAAUUGUUGUUUAUUCACCCGGAAAAAGUGAUGAAAUGAGGCACCCACAUUGUGUUUCCGGCUCAAGAGAUGUGGAGUUGAUUGGUUCCAAUGCCACAUCUGACCAUCCAUCAGCGAAAGGCCGAAGAGUUCCAUGCAACCCUGGUGAAAAAAUGAGCAGUGUGAGAAAAGGAAAACAUGAAGUAACUUGGAGACGGAAAGGAAAGGCUGUUGCCAGAAAAAGUACACCUAAAUCAAAAUUUGCAGGGUCAUCAUCUAAGCGGCACAAUGAUAUAGAUAAGAGCACUGCCCUUGCACUUAAAGAGGGUGAAGCUUAUGAUCAUGAUGAUGACAAGUUCCUUACCAAGUCUCAUGGAAAGCAUAAAGUAAUGGAUAUAGAAGUUAGCUUGCCUCCUUUCGGCCCCAAGAGUUCCGGUAAUGGUGAUGCGCGAAACAGGGUAAGAGAAACUCUCCGGAUGUUUAAUGCUUUCUGUAGAAAGCUGUUGCAACAGGAAGAAUCCAACUCACAGCUUGGGGUUGAAGAGAAAUUAACCGUUAAGAAGGGAAAGAGGAUUGAUCUGAUUAGUGCCAAGAUGAUUAAAGAGAUAGGCAAAGAAGUCAACACCGAAGAGCGGUACCUUGGACAAGUUCCUGGAGUUGAAGUGGGAGAUGAGUUUCAGUACAGAGUGGAGCUUGCUGUUAUUGGUAUUCACCGCCUGUACCAGGCUGGAAUAGAUUGGAUAAAACUCGAUGGAGUUCCAGUUGCCACUAGUGUUGUUUCUUCAGGAGCAUACGAUGAUGAUGUGGAGAAUGCCGAUGUACUAAUAUACUGUGGACAAGGAGGAAAUGUUGUUGGAAAAUCUAAGCAACCUGAGGAUCAAAAGUUGGAAAGGGGCAAUUUGGCCCUGAAGAACAGCAUAUCUGCAAAGACUCCAGUUCGAGUCAUUAGGGGAUGGAAAGAGGCAAGGGUGAUGGAUCCUCUGGAUCCAAAAUCUAAAAUGGUCACUACAUAUGUUUAUGAUGGUCUAUACACCGUGAAACGCUAUUGGGAGAAAGAAGGGCCUCACGGUAAGCAGGUAUUUAUGUUUGAGUUGCGGAGGCAGCCUGGCCAGCCAGAGCUUGCCUGGAAACAACUGAAGAAGUCGAAUAAGUUCAAGAGCAGACCUGGAAUGGUUGUGAAUGAUAUUGCAGGAGGAGUAGAGACAAUUCCUAUUUUUGCUGUGAACACAAUAGAUGAUGGGAAACCUCCCCCUUUCAAAUACGUUCGUAAAAUGAUGUAUCCUGGAUGGUUCAAACCAAAUCCUCCAGCUGGCUGUGAUUGUACAGGCCGAUGCUCUGGCUCAAAAAAAUGUCGAUGUGCAGUAAAAAAUGGAGGUGAAAUACCAUACAACCAUAAUGGGGCAAUAGUUGAAACCAAACCACUUGUGUACGAGUGUGGUCCUCAUUGCAGAUGCCCUCCUAAUUGCUAUAAUAGAGUCACCCAACGUGGCAUCAAAUUUCAGCUUGAGAUUUUCAAGACUGAGUCGAGAGGCUGGGGAGUGAGGGCCCUGACUUCUAUACCUUCAGGAAGUUUUAUAUGUGAAUAUGCAGGAGAGCUUCUUGAGGAUAAAGAAGCUGAAGAAAGAAUUGGCAACGAUGAAUAUCUAUUUGAUAUUGGGCAGAAUUACAGUGAUACUUCUGUCAUGCCCCACGAAAAAGCUGCACUGGUCGAACUUAUGGAAGGUGGAUAUACCAUUGAUGCAGCCCAGUAUGGAAAUGUCGGAAGGUUUAUUAAUCACAGCUGCUCCCCAAACCUUUAUGCCCAAAAUGUGAUCUAUGAUCACGAUGACAAGAAGAUGCCACAUGUAAUGCUUUUUGCCAUGGAAAAUAUUCCUCCAUUGAAGGAGCUAACCUACCAUUACAACUACUCCGUGGAUCAGAUCCGCGAUGCUAAUGGAAAUAUAAAGGUAAAAAGAUGUUUCUGCGGUUCUGCAGAAUGCACAGGUAGGAUGUACUAAGCUGUUUGUGUUGGUGAAGUGAAGUCAUUUCAUGUAGCUGUGUUUUCCCCUGCUGAAUUCUCUCAUUAAAUGACUUUUGUACUCAAAGGUAUGUCGGCAAUAUGAAGAAUGUUUUCAACUA
Andrographis paniculata is the source of this 3641-nucleotide messenger RNA. RefSeq names its product histone-lysine N-methyltransferase, H3 lysine-9 specific SUVH4-like. The record is from RefSeq and is a predicted model, not a curated record. Gene Ontology annotation, cellular component: nucleus. Gene Ontology annotation, molecular function: protein binding; zinc ion binding; histone methyltransferase activity. NCBI's taxonomy places the organism in Eukaryota, Viridiplantae, Streptophyta, Magnoliopsida, Lamiales, Acanthaceae. The coding region runs from base 302 to 3520 and encodes 1072 amino acids. The transcript is spliced from 2 exons.